This is a messenger RNA of Rotaria sp. Silwood2, 324 nucleotides long. The record is from the annotation of a GenBank genome assembly. Lineage: Eukaryota; Metazoa; Rotifera; Eurotatoria; Philodinida; Philodinidae.
AUGAUAACAACAACAACAUUAGAGCAUUUCUCUGCCGAGUUGGUUCAGGAAAUAUUUAUUUAUUUCCAGUUUCAUGAAAUAUUCAAUACUUUUUCUAAUCUCAAUUCACGCUUUGCUGCUAUCGUUAGUGACAUGUUAGCACUUAUUCCUGUUUAUUUGGAUCUGAAUGGAAUGAGUAUAACAGUGACUGAAUUCUACUAUACACAUUUAACACAAUCAAGCAUAUGUAGUCGUCUUAUGUCAUUAUGUGUCUCAGAUACAUUGGCUAUUGAUAAUGGUUUGUGGUUAGCAACACAUUUAUUUAUCUCCGUCAUUCAUCACUAA